AUUUCGUCCUACGGGGCCGCCCAUUAUAUAUUCUCCCUCGCGCUAAACCCUAACGAGCCGCCCAUUUGCGCCGCCGCCGCCCCGAGGAAGCCACCUGCCGCGCCGCCCCCCGUUGCUCGUCGCCGCCCGCGGCUGCUCGAUCCGAUGGCUCCCACGAAGAAGUCGAAGAAGAGCACGGAGAGCAUCAACAACAAGCUGCAACUGGUGAUGAAGAGCGGCAAGUACACGCUCGGAUACAAGACCGUCCUCAAGACGCUGCGCAACUCCAAGGGGAAGCUGAUAAUCCUCGCGAACAACUGCCCUCCGCUUAGGAAGUCUGAGAUUGAGUACUAUGCUAUGCUGGCCAAAGUUAGUGUGCAUCAUUUUCAUGGAAACAAUGUUGACCUUGGCACUGCCUGCGGCAAGUACUACCGGGUGUGCUGUCUCAGUAUCAUUGACCCAGGUGACUCGGACAUCAUCAGUGCCGCACCAGGCGCCCAGUGAGAGAAGAGGGGUGAACUUUGGCUAUUAGUUGAGAUAUAGGGCCUCAGACUUCCUUGCAAGGCCAAUGGCUGUUUCUUGUUUAUCUUCAGUUAUGUACUUUGCUAUGAUGAGCUGAUCUGCCAUACAAAUUACACUUCAUAUGGUUGUUAUGUAAGGCGUAUCCAUGGUUUUGUUUUAUGAGAUCGUUAUUUCUUUGCCUCUAA
Molecule: messenger RNA, 686 nt
Organism: Phragmites australis (common reed)
Lineage: Eukaryota; Viridiplantae; Streptophyta; Magnoliopsida; Poales; Poaceae
Product: large ribosomal subunit protein eL30-like
Exons: 5
Coding region: 145-483 (112 amino acids)
Cellular component (GO): cytosolic large ribosomal subunit
Molecular function (GO): RNA binding; structural constituent of ribosome
Source: RefSeq, a predicted model, not a curated record